Amoebophrya sp. A120 is the source of this 4125-nucleotide messenger RNA. The record is from the annotation of a GenBank genome assembly. NCBI's taxonomy places the organism in Eukaryota, Dinophyceae, Syndiniales, Amoebophryaceae.
CUCAAUCGGCGUUAGGUACGUUGCGCUCAGCCCUGCUGAUCUAGACGCAGAAAACCAAUAAGAAAUUGACCACAACACAGUAAAACAAGAAGGCGUCUAGAGAAGCGGGCCGAAGAUUUGGACACAUUUAGGCGGUAUACCCUUAGCAGGUCCGCAGUAGAGGGGACGAGAGUUCUCGCCCGUUUCCCUGAACAAACUAGCUGCACCAGGAACCUAGAGUCAUGUUGCGAAGAGCCAACUUUUUCCUGGAGCUCGUCCUGCUCUUUAGUGCAGCAGAGUUGCCAGUCAUCACUUCCGCUGUGGGGUUGAAGAAGCGGACCGGGCCCACUGAUGCUGAUCUCGAAUUGUACUCGACUCAGCUCACAGAGGAGGAUGACGAGGAGCUUAUCGCGGUUGAACCGCUGGCGGGGCGGCGGCGAGGGGAAACAAGCCCUUUAAAUUUUGAGAGUCUCGCCGCCAGAGCUGGUGCACAAGGCUCGUCCUUUUGCGGUUCCGGCUCGCUCACGGGGAACCGGAAGAGGCAGCUGUUUUGCGCGUCGAUCGUUGCGGCGGCCUGCCUGGCAGUGCCGACGGUUCUUUCUCGGGUCCACAACCCGCAGCCGGCGCUUUCCACAUCGAGCCUACCGCCGGAAAAGCAGCAUAGACCGAUGUUUUCCACUACAACCCCGCCGUUUUUCGCGUAUCACGCAGGCGUGCCCACCACGAGCAGCGUUCUCCCGUACGAUAUGACAAGUACUACGUGGUACCCUGCGUUUCGUGAUACAGAAACCGCCACCUCGACGCCCAUUUUGAACGAAAUGGCGGCGCCGAGUGUCUGGUCGCCCGGUGUGGACCCGACAACGCAGGAGAUGAUACGAGAAUCCCGCGUCGAGGGGAUGAAUGCAGGCGCUGCGGCGGCGGGCACUGCUUCCGCAGGGAUGCCCUUAUCGGAUGACGAGCUGGGAGACAUGGUGCAGCGAGCGCGCAUGGAGGGGAUGGAGAGUAUCAAUAAUGGAGAACAAAGUAGCGGUGACGGGGACGAGCAAAUGGGCAGGGAUCCGCGACGUGGUGACACAGGCGGUGUCGCACGUCGAGGACCCACAUCUGGAGGAAGUGAAUCAGUUUCAUCCCAGUCGGCGACGGCGGCGCCGGAGACAACUCCUGCCGGUACAGCUGCUGGAAGUACUAUUCCUCCACCCGCCGUAGUGGUUCAGCAAACGGCCUCCGCUGGUGCGAGCGGCGGUCCGCCGCCUGGAACGGGGCACGAUGGGUAUGGAGCUAGUUCUGGUGAAAGAGGUGGAACAACAUCAAGGGCCAGAAGUCGUGAAGGAGGAGUGGCAAGAACGAGUGGAGGUGCUAGAAGCAGUACAGAAAGCAUGCCGCAAACGAUGCAACAGUAUGACGGAAGUGCUGACGGCAGCGGAGCGCCGGAAAAUGUGUCCGCCACAACUCAAGAGGACAGUAUCCCAGACCCGCAACAGUGUUUCCGCUUGUUAUAUUUGCCGGAGACGGCCCCGAAGCUGUGGAAAGCGCUGGAGCAGGACUUUUUCGACAAUUAUUUCAGUUUCUUCUGUUCUCGCGAGGAGUACAAGAUGCACCUGGGGGAAUCCUGGUACGAUGUGCGCAAGCAAGCAACGUCCCACAGCACUACGAUCGCACCGCGAAGACGAGCGGCGGCGCCUUUGGGGAACUUGUUGGAAAAUAAGCCGAAAAGCAAGGCGAGCCCCUCGUUGGGAAGAAGUUCUUUUCAGUCCGAGAUCACGAGCGCGGAAGAGCAGGGAGGCAUUGUGCCAACCUACGGACGGCGGCUUUCGCACGUGUUCAUGGGAAAUCCUGGUUCGGUGGACGACCGUUUUACUGCCUUGAUGGAAGAGGAAAUAGAAUCGACCGGGGAGCCCUCGAUUGAAGAGCACAUUAGCGGCUUUUGCAGUCGGUUUGGGGUAGGGGUCAACUUGAAAACCGCAAAACUGCGAGAGCUAGCUUUCCGGGCGGAAGCUGCAAUGUUGGUAUAGCGGAUAAGCUUUGUUUUGUUGCAACGCUAUGUGAUGGUGCAGUGUGUGUAUGAGUGUGUGGACUAAGAUCGACGAGAUAUGACGUUUAACAUGUACUACAAUGUUGGUUGUCGCAAGAAGUAGGCGAUGAUUUUUGAGCUACCUCCAAUAUCGCUCACAGACUCUUCGCAACCUGACAACGCAGUACCAGCGUGCGCGAAAGAACCGCGACGCAUUUGUCCGCGCUGCCGGCUUUGCACGAUUGACGAAAGAGACGGAGGAAGAGAAGCGACCGUUUACUUUGCGACGGAGCGCAAGUAUGAAUUCGGAUUUUUUCUUGCAGAUGAUGAAAACAUUAUAUUCACAAAGUUGGAGUCAGUUGUGGAAUGAGAAAGCUGCUUCUGAGACUAGUUCACAAAAAAUUUGAAUUCAGGCCCAGGGACUGCGAUUGACACUGAACCAUCCUCGAGGGAUGAGUUGUAUGCACACGAAUGGGCAGCGGAAACCCGCGACGCUCUGAUGGAGGUGCGUGCCGCACAAGUGGACCUGGCAUCCGUGCACCAGGAGUGUUUAAGAAGCGCUGACACGAACUUGAUGCAGCUCUUUGGUGGUGUAGUCCAGCAAGACAUGUUUCAUACCGGGGCUGACGUAAUUGUGAUUGUUCUUUUUCUAUGUUUCAUUCUCUAUGCAAAGCAGGUUCCUCAUCAUCUCUUCUCUUGCCGGAAGUUGGAAUGUGUUCUUGAAAACAGAGAAAUUGUAAUAACACAUGAAGAUAACACAGCUGCCUCUCGGAAAUGAAGUGCGGAUGGAAUCCGGCUGCCCAGAGGUGAGCUGGUUCUCUCCGCAGGGCCACCAGUGGAUGCGGUCCUCCACGGAAACCAUGUUGGUUUCUUACCUCGAGAAUGCGGUCAUGAACAGCUUUCUGAGCCAGGGAACGGACACUCCCUCGACGUACCUGGGCGACAUGCUGCCCUUCUCGCAAGUGAUGCAGUACCACCCAGUGCUACCGGACGGAAGCUACGGGAAUUACGUCAGGCCGAAAUGCAGCAGUAGUGGCAGUAGCACAUCAGAGCAGGGAAAAACACAUACACAAGCAGGCGAAAAGAGCGUGAAGAAACAAUCGAAAAACCUGUCUGGUUCAAAAAUAUGCGACGAGUCAAAAACGGACGUUGACUUGCUGUCAAUCAUACCAAUGGAUUGGACGGUAGCGGAUCCGAGACGGGAAUUUGCGUUUGAACCAGACCUGUCUCAUGUGGAUUCUCGGCGACGGUUGGUGAAGGAGGGCAGCACCUCAGCGCCGCAAUCGCUCGCUUUCCAACCCUGGUCCACGGGGCCAGCGGAGUCGGUAAUCGGCAGCGCCUUGGUUCGCAACCCGUUACGCGAGGAGUGCGCAGACAAAUGGAAGGUCGCGAAACCGGAUUUGGUUCCGCAUGUCGGUCAGCCCCUACAGGUAGACGGCUUCACGGUCGCUGGUGCCACAAACCUGUUGGUGAAGGCCAACCGCCAUCAGGUGAUGCAUUAAUGCAGGGAAAUAUUUUUAGCAAGAAAUGUAAAUGUCGUAAGGAGAAGAUGUCAGUAAGAAAUUUGUUUCUGCUGUAGCGGUUCUGUUGCGCUACUUUCAUACAGUAGUCUGUCAAAAUUCAACAUCCAUCUAUUAGAGAAUACAAGUUGAACUUGCUUCAUCGGCAUAGCCACGAUAAUUUUGUAAUUUUUUCAUCGAUUUUGUAUUGCCAUUGCGGUCGACUUACGACGCAAUUUUAGAUGAAAUGACGAAAGCAGCAGCACCUGCACUCCAGGUUGCUGCCCUUCUUUCUUAACAUAACUUCCUGUUCCUGAAAAACUGAAAAGAAACUAACCUUUAUCAGAGAGCUGUAAAAAUGUAAAAAUACGUGAGCAGCCGAGCUCGUAUGCCGAACCCGAGGCGGAUUGCAUUUGAUUUUAUCUGCCAAAACUACUUCUUGUAAUUUGUAUCUGAGACAGCUCGAGGCAGCGAACAGGAAGUUUCUGAGACGUUCGUUGCCGGAUCGUGUUCGAUAGGUUAUGUUGCAUGGACGGACCGUGCGGAAAGAUCAAGAUGUUAAUUUUUCUCUGUCAGAAAUCGGUACUUUGAUUUAGCUUCGCUGCAUCAGUGAUCGAAUCGAACUCGAAGGAAAAA